ACUGUAAACAAAACAAAGAUGAGAGAGAAAGAAUUUGUAGCAGGGAUCGUUGAAUGAGGGGAAUAGUGGAGGAGGCAAAUGAGGCGUAGCAAGAGGAGGAAAGAAAAGAGCGAAAAUGACGCCAAGGACCUCGUUUAUAGUUUUCUUUUUUAUUUUUUUUUUCUAAAACACGUGCUUUUUGAUGAUUGGAACAAAUUUUGUUGACGCUGAAAAUUAUCGACCACCCACUUUAGGGAGAGAAUCGAUUUAUUCCAUUGUCGUUGUGUAUAUAUGCCGGGUGUCCAAUGGUGCGACAUAACAGAUAAUUUUCAGAGGUUAUGUGUUUUGUGUGGAAAGUGUUAGAAGUCGCUAUAGUAUAUACAAGGGAGAAGAUGUGUUGAGAAAAAUGUCGUCGCUCGCGUCUCGCACGUGGAUAAGGCUGGCGCUUUGAUUUUGAUUGCAUCUUGUGUGCAUUCGUCGUACGAGGCGUAAACAGAGGCCGAAGUCCCCUGAGAGAGCAAAAUAGUAUCGAGGUUGUAAACAAGUGCCUGUGAAAGCAGAUGGCACAUCCAGUCAUGAAGACCAAGAAAUUUUUCAUCUUCAAUAAAAAACUACUUUAGGAGAGGAAACGUUCAAAGUAAUUGACCCACGAGGAAAGUUGCGAUGAAAUUCUCAAUGGAAGUCAAUUUGCUAUGAAGCGUGGAAGAGGACGCGUCGCGCGUGUGUGAUUGUGUGUGUGUGCUUUUGUUUUUUUUUUUCUUCUCUUUUUCUCCGUCGCCUUGUUUCUUCUUAUUGAAGAAUCUAUGUGGCGCGUGGGCAGACGCAUGUGCAUGUGCAUGCCAGUGCAUCAAUGUAAUCAAGUGAUUAGAGUAGUGGUUUAUCGACGAUUCAAUGCCGGAGAGAAACUGUAUCAAUCGAAACACGUCAAAAACCGCGUGUGUGGAAGGCAGCGGUUAAAUUUCUCAUCGUCGUCAGACGACGUCUUAAUCUUGAGAACGUUUCAGUGUUGAUGAUGAUGAUGAUGUUGAUGCGCUCAAGAAUCAAUACUUGAGUUUUAUUAAUUGUUAUUAUUGUGAUGGAUCAAUUCUGACACUGGAAUAAAUAAAGAAAUUAAAAAGAAAAAGAAGAAGAAGAAGAAGAGACAGAGAGAAAAAAAAAAUUGCAGUUAUUAGGAUCAAAAGUCUUUGCAGCAAGUCAGGAUCCAUGAGAGCAGAAAAUGAAAACGAAGAAGCAACCAUUCAUUGUUCUGUGUGUCCUUUUGACCUCGUGUGUCAUCUCAGUGGAGAACUUGCCUGAUAAGAGCGAGCUUAAACCUCUCACCAAUCAGGAUAUAUUCUCGUCAAAGGAAAAUGAGGACUUGGAUUUUUCUAAUGAACUUAAAAAUGCCUUUCACGAUUUCAAUGAAAGAGAUGACGAGAUUCGAAACAAAGAUUAUUUUAACAAGGGAACACUCAUUCGCAAAUAUAAGCGGGCCAUCGAUUCUUCAAGUUCCCUGGAAUCGUCAGUGGGUAAACAUGGACAUCAAACAUUAACAGAGAAGCAGCAUAAGAAAAAUUCUAUAUCGAAGGAAAGAUCUCGGGAUAAAAGUCAUAAGGGUUUUCCAAAUGUAACUUCCGUCGAUGGUAUUUGUCCAAGUAUCGAUAUCAGGAAUAAUGUCUCUUAUUUUCAAAUACUAAAAGAUUGUCAAGUGAUUGAAGGCUUUCUGCAAAUCGUUCUUAUUGAGAGAUUUAAUGAAACGGACUUUUUGAAAUACGAAUUUACGAAAUUGCGAGAAAUCACUGGAUAUCUAUUACUUUAUCGAGUCAAUGGUCUAAAAAGUCUCAGUAAAUUAUUUCCAAAUCUCGAAGUUAUCAGAGGAGAUACUCUAUUGACGGAUUAUGCAUUCAUGAUAUACGAAAUGCAAAAUCUCCAGGAGAUUGGCUUGAAGAAAUUGACGAAAAUCUCUCGCGGAGCUGUUCGUAUUGAGAAAAAUCCUUCAUUAUGCUAUACCACUACACUCGAUUGGAAUGCCAUUGUUGUAGCUGGUGAAAAUACAAUCAAGGAUAAUAGAAAUGAGUCUAAUUGUCCUGGUUGCUCUCAAUGCCCUGGAGGACACUGUUGGGCCAGGCAACUUUGCCAAGAAACGGAGAAACCCGAGAAAUGUCAUCCACAGUGUCUCGGAGAUUGUAAAGGCACCACUGAGAGUGAUUGCUAUGUCUGUAAACAUUAUCGUCAUAAAGGAAAAUGCAUUGAAAAAUGCCCUCCUAAUUUAUACUCAUAUUUAUCGCGAAGGUGCAUUACAAAAAGCGAGUGCUACCAAAUAUCGAAAAGUCGUAAAAGUUACGAAGAAAACCUCCAUAAGUGGCGACCGUUUCAACAAGCUUGUGUUAUGCAGUGUCCUGAUGGUUAUGAAGAUUACAUCGAUGAGCAUAAUAUGACGUCGUGUCGAGAUUGUGAAGGUCGUUGUCGGAGAGUCAUCAGUGGAGCGAUUAUUCAUCACAUUUCUGAUGCACAAAUCUUUCGCGGUAUAUCAGUGGUGAAUGGUGCACUGGAAUUUCAAAUUCGGAGCGGAAGUCCAAAUAUUAUGAACGAAUUGGCAGACGCUUUUGGUCAAAUUGAAGAAAUUACCGGCUAUCUGAAAGUAACACAUUCAUUUCACAUCACAAAUUUGGGUUUCUUCAAGAAAUUAAAAGUGAUAAAAGGCCAGAAACUCGAUAUUAAUAAUUCGAGUCUCGUCAUUCUCGAUAAUCCCAAUCUCUCCGAUCUAUUUAACAAGAAUCAACAAUUGAAAAUACUAAACGGUAAGCUCUUUUUUCACUAUAAUUCAAAACUUUGUCUGCAAAAAAUCUACGAUCUGAGUAGAGAACUCGGAAUGCCAGAGCCAAGUGACUUGGAAGUUCAACCAAUAUCGAAUGGAGAGAAAGUUGCCUGCGAAAUUUCGGCAAUUAACAUGACUGUCAGUAAACUUGGUUCGGACUAUGCGGUGCUUCAGUGGAAUAGUUACACACCAGAUGCGAAUCAAUUUCUUCUGAGUUAUCUUUUGAAUUACAUCGAAACGGAUAGUAAAAAUGUGACAUACGAGGGGAAUUCUUGCAGUAAUAACACUUGGCAAAUUAAGGACGUGGAGAAUCCGAAUAAUAAUUUAAACAAAGAGUCUAUUGUUUCGAAACCGAUUACUAAUUUAAAACCUUAUACGAAAUAUGCUGUGUAUGUGAAAACGUUUACAGCGAGGAAGAAGUUGAAGGAAUACUCGAGUGUCGUUGGUCAGUCGAAAAUAAUUUACUUCCGUACGAAGAGUGACGUUCCAUCGGUUCCGACAAAUGUCGUUUCCUAUCCGUUGAGUUCGAGAGAAAUUAUCGUCAAUUGGAAUUCACCCGAGGAGCCGAAUGGACCGAUCGCCUAUUAUGUUAUUUCCGGUUUUAUGCGACCCGACGACGAUGAAUUGGCGAUGGAGAGGAAUUAUUGCGAGAAUGGAUUAGUUACCGAGAUCGAGACGGAGGAACCGCAGGAAAUUACCAUUAAAACACCGGUCACUGACUCGUCGUGCUAUUCAAAAGGCACGGAGAACAAAGUAAUUACAACGAAAAAGAAAUUUGAAAUAUUCUGCCACGGACCAAGUGUCAUAAAUCAUUGGUUGCCGGACAGGAAAAAUUAUUGUCGUUCCGAUGGACAGGGACUUGUUACGUUAGGUUUAAAGGAGACUUAUAACGGGAGUUAUUUUAGUUUUGUCUUUAAUGUGAGUGCGCAGAGUAAUUCUUAUAAAUUGAGUAAGUUACGACAUUUUUCUGUGUACACCGUCUCGGUUGCGGCUUGCGGCGAAGUCGGCGAUAAUGAAGCGUCAAUGUGUUCGCAAACUGUGUACACCACCACACGAACGAAUAGUACAAUCGACGCUGAUAAUGUGCGAAAUGUUCGAGCACAUGAGAGGAAUCAUGCGAACAGUAGUUCCGUUAUCGUCUACUGGGAACCGGCCCACACACCCAAUGGAAUCACUGUUUCCUAUACGAUUGAAUAUAUUAAUAUUGACGUGAAAGACGCGAAGAAGGUGAGCGAGUGUGUGCAGGUGGGGAAUUAUCGUGAGAAACGUGGUGCUUGGGAGAUUAAGGAUUUGAGUCCGGGGAGGUAUAAUUUUCGGGUGAGAUCGACAUCGUUGGCGGGGAAUGGGGAGUUUUCGGAGGCGGUGCAAGUUUCGGUGGGACUCAAGGAGGAUAAUUCGAUGACGAUUGCGAUUAUUUUGCCGUUGGCGUUGUUCCUGGCGGUGGUGGUGUUUACUUAUUUGUUGUUCAAGAGUCAUCAGAGGAAGAGGAGUCAGGAGAGAUUGUUCGCUAGUGUGAAUCCGGAUUAUAUGGAGACGAAGUAUAUUGUCGACGAGUGGGAGAUUGAGAGGAGUAGGCUGGAGGUUGGCACGGAGCUGGGUCUGGGGAAUUUUGGAAUGGUCUGUCGGGGGAAAUUGGAUGAUGAGAUUGACGUGGCGAUAAAGACGAUUCCAAAGACGGCGAACGAUAGGGAGAAGAAUGAGUUUUUGAAUGAAGCUUCGGUUAUGAAGAAUUUCUCCUCGUAUCAUAUUGUGAAACUUCUGGGUGUGAUAUCGGUGGGAAUGCCAACUUACGUCGUGAUGGAGUUGAUGCACAACGGGGAUCUUAAAUUGUACCUGAGGGGAAUUCGAGACACACCGACAGUGCCGGACACUCCGCAGAUGAUAAGAAUGGCAGCCGAGAUUGCUGACGGGAUGGCGUAUCUCGAGUCGAAGAAAUUCGUUCAUCGAGAUCUAGCUGCUAGGAAUUGCAUGAUCUCCGAUAAGUUGGUCUGCAAGGUCGGGGAUUUCGGAAUGGCUCGCGAUAUCUACGAAACGGAUUAUUACAAAAUAGGACAAAAAGGUUUAUUACCAGUGAGAUGGAUGGCGCCCGAAAAUCUCUCCGACGGUGUCUUCACGUCCGAUUCGGAUGUCUGGUCCUUCGGGGUCGUUCUCUACGAAAUAGUAACACUCGCCGAGCUGCCCUAUCAAGGCUAUUCGAAUGAAGACGUUCUUGAUUUUGUCCUCAGGAAAGGCACACUCAGUAUUCCGCGAUACUGUCCGGAUACUCUGAAGAAAUUGAUAGAGAAGUGUUUCAAGUGGAAGCCGAGUGAACGGCCGACUUUUAUGGAAAUUGUCGGCGAAUUAGAGUCACUUUUGGCUCAGGACUUUUGUGAGAAUUCGUUUUAUCAUUCCGAGGAGAGUGUGGAAAUUCGUAAACUUGGCAUCAAGAAAGUGUAUCAGCCAUCGGCGCCGGUUCGAUUUCAUUGGGGCAAUGAAACGGCGAGGUGGAUCAAAGAGUUUGAGGACAAUGUCACUCUUCUGGAUCAAGGCACCAGUAGGGGGAGAAUCUUCAAAAAUGGUUUUCAACAUUUCGGUAAUGUAACAAACUUAGAGGAUGUACCAUUGGAUCGGUGAGAUCCACUUGUGUUUAAUUUCCUCCCAAAGACUGAAUCUUACAGUGUAUGAGAAAAAUAUGGUUCGUAGUCAAGGUUUAUGUACAAAUUGAUACUCAGGGCAAAGCGUUAUGCAUCACAAAAAAAAACCAAUCUUGGCAUAGAAUCGUAGAUUUAAAAUCGCUUCCAAUUAUUUAUAAUAUUUUGUUUAUUUUUUUUUCAGCGGACCAAAAGCACAUUUCUAUUUAAAAAAAAAGAAAAAAAAAGUCUGAAUUUAAGUGGUUUUUUCUAGCCACAGUACCUGCGAAAAAUGUUCAUUAGGACAAAAAAAGUUCUCUCUAUUUGAGAAUGUACAUACAUGCAAUUCUAAAGUAUACGAAAAUAAUGUUGACAUUGAAAUGCAACAUUAGGCAAAGGCUUAUUUAUAAGUAGGUUAAUUUAUUUGGCUUCGAGGUGGACUCGUUUUUUUCCAUAUAUAUAAACUUGCUUUUCAAAGAGUUUAUUUAUUUACGUGUACAUGUAUUAUUCAAGAUGUGUAUAUUAUUGUGUAAAGAAAAAGAAAUAUCGAUUAAUAGGAGCGCAAUAUUUUAUGAAAAAAAACAAACAAACACAAAGAUUGUUUAUAACAAAAAUGAAUUUUUCUAAUAUAAAGACGAAUACAGAGAAAAAUAUUAGAAAGUUCAUUAUGAAAAGUGUUUAAAGUAACAUUUACUGUAACAUUUACAAAGAAUAUUUAUAAAAAAUCAGGGAAAUUCCGUAUGAACGAACAAUGAAUAAUUUUAAAUAGUUGAAAGAAAUGAGAAAAAUGAAUAAAAAUAUUCUAGUUUUUUUCUUCGAUUGGGAAUUUACAUAAAAAAAUAAAUAAAAAACGACUGAUAAGGAAAUAUUUAAGAACCGAAUGCUAUAGGAGUAUUAAAACACUAUAAUCAGUAAUAUGAAAAACUAAUUUUAAAUAUUAUUUGGAUACGAAAAUUUAAUUACAGGCUUCGCACUCAUCUACUAAAAUCUACAAUUGACUACUAUUCACUAUUUUUUUUUACGA
Leptopilina heterotoma is the source of this 6409-nucleotide messenger RNA. Its product is annotated as insulin-like receptor. The transcript is spliced from 7 exons. Gene Ontology annotation, cellular component: insulin receptor complex; axon. Gene Ontology annotation, molecular function: insulin receptor activity; insulin receptor substrate binding; ATP binding. Lineage: Eukaryota; Metazoa; Arthropoda; Insecta; Hymenoptera; Figitidae. The record is from RefSeq and is a predicted model, not a curated record. Gene Ontology annotation, biological process: positive regulation of phosphatidylinositol 3-kinase/protein kinase B signal transduction; multicellular organism development; positive regulation of kinase activity. The coding region runs from base 1196 to 5389 and encodes 1397 amino acids.